AUGAGUGAUGAUGCGAUGAAGCAAGGAAUUGACCGGUCCAAGAGCUUUGUGAGUUGGAGUGGUUCCAUGCAAUCCGGAAAGGUUUGUGCAAAUGUGCUGAAGAACAGUAUUAUGAGAAAUGCCGACUUGUGUGUCCCAUUUUUCAACCAUUUUGAAACGUUCGGUCUUCUCUUCUCUUGGAGCACGCUGCACGCGCUCACAGCCUCGCUUCGGUCUUCAGUCAUAGCAAAGAGAAAAGUUACUGAUGAUGUUGGAGUUCAAACAAGUCAACCCUCUAAUCUUAUUUCACAAGAAGUUCAAGUAAGUGAACUCUCUAAUCUUACUCAAAAUACACAUCAACAAAAAGCCAAAGUUCCAAGAUUAGAAAGAGAUGUUGAUAUCUCUUUACUAGAAAAGGGUCCAGGAAAGCGACGUCCAAUUUGGCAGUAUAAUGUCAAUCAACGUGAUAAGAUUCGUAGAGCAUACAUAAUAGCUAAGCCAUACCAACUAACAAAUAUUAGCUAUCCAGCUUCUGGUAAUAAUAAUCACAGUCGAUAUUUUCAAACUUCUUGGUUUAAGAAAUUUUCAAGUUGGUUAGAAUAUUCACCAGAAAAAGAUGCUGCUUAUUGUUUGCCUUGCUACUUGUUUGGUAAACAUUAUGGUACUCACAAUGAUGGAAAAAAUGCAUUUUUAGAGUUAGAAUUUAGUAAUUGGAAGAAAGUAAACAAUGGAGUGAAUUGUGUAUUUGUAUGUCAUGAGGGUUCUAUUCCUAAUUCUCCCCAUAAUUUAUGUGUGAAAUCUUGUGAUGAUUUAAUGGCUCAAUCUAAGCAUAUAGACAAAGUUCCUGAAAGGCAUAGUGAUGAAACUAUUGCAAAUAACCGCUUAAGGUUGAAGACAUCUAUUAAUGCUAUUCAAUGGCUUGCAUUUCAAGCAUGUGCAUUUAGAGGCGAUGAUGAAAGUCCUGGAUCAUUGAAUAGGGGAAAUUUUAUUGAGUUAAUUAAGCUUUUGGCUUCCUGUAAUCAGAAUGUUAAUAAUGUUGUUCUUGAAAAUGCUCAAUAUAUAUCUUCCGGUGUUCAAAAAGAUAUAUUACAUAUCUUUGCUAGAAAAGUGCGUGCAACAAUUCGAGAAGAAAUUGGUGAUUCUAAAUUUUGUAUAAUUAUUGAUGAAGCAAGAGAUGAGUCAAAGCGAGAACAAAUGUCUGUGAUUUUGAGAUCUGUAGACAAGCACGGUUGUGUUCAAGAAAGACCUUUUGAUCUUAUACAUGUUUCUGAUACGUGUUCUUUGACAUUGAAAAUAGAAAUUUCAUCAGUUCUUUUUCGUCAUAAUCUUGAUGUUCAAAAUCUUAGGGGACAAGGGUAUGAUGGAGCUAGUAAUAUGUGUGGUGAAUGGAAUGGAUUGCAAGCUCUAUUUUUGAAAGAUUGCCUUUUUGCUUAUUACAUUCACUGUCUUACUCAUCGAUUACAAUUAGCAUUUGUUUCUGUAGCCAAAGAAUUAAGGGUUACUCAAGUAAAUAAUGUUGCAAACUUAAUUGCCGAUGAUCAACUUAUGACAGGUAGUGGACUUAAUCAAAUUGGUACUUUGCAAAGAGCUAGAGAUACUAGAUGGGGGUCUCAUUUGAAUUCUGUACGUAGCUUGCUAUGCAUGUUUGAUGCUACUUGUGAAGUUCUUGAAAAAAGCACUGAAGAAGGUAAUUUCUCCACUCGUGGUGAUGCUAGUGCUGCUUAUGAUGCUAUCACAUCCUUGAAUUUGUCUUAG
Arachis duranensis is the source of this 1734-nucleotide messenger RNA. RefSeq lists its product as uncharacterized. Bases 1 to 1734 code for a protein of 577 amino acids. Lineage: Eukaryota; Viridiplantae; Streptophyta; Magnoliopsida; Fabales; Fabaceae. The record is from RefSeq and is a predicted model, not a curated record. The transcript has 4 exons.